CGGUUAUCCAUCUGCAGGCCAGUGAAAAAUGGCUUCGCCCAGGCCCAGAUCCCCCAGGACUCCUAUAAGGAAAGAUGAAAAAGACGAAUCCUUCUGGGAGAAAAUCGGAACCCUCGGGAGAAAAAAGCGUAUUCGCGAAGUCCAAGAAAUCCAGGAAGAAGGCAAAUAUGCUAUUGACUCUCCAGGAAGUCCGAUGAAUGCCGACAUCCCGCAAGAAGUAUAUCUAUUGGAGGAAAACCAAGAGAUGCUAAUUGUCAAGCCUGAAUCUCUUGCCGACACCAGAGUGCAGAAUUUGAUAACGAUUCUGAUCGAUUGGAUCAACGAUGAACUAGCUGAGCAACGUAUAAUCGUUAAGCAUUUAGAGGACGACUUAUAUGACGGUCAAGUGCUUCAAAAACUAAUAGAGAAGCUGACAAAUACAAAAAUGGACGUCCCAGAAGUUACACAGUCAGAAGAAGGUCAGAGGCAAAAGUUGAGGGUUGUCCUUGGCACAGCUAACACUGUUCUGGGUCAAGCGGUAUGGGCUGAACACAAAUGGGGGGUUGAAAGCAUCCACAGUAAAAAUUUAGUUGCUAUGCUCCAUUUACUGGUUGCUUUAGUGAGACAUUUCCGAGCUCCGAUCAGGUUACCCGAGAAUGUCUCUGUGAAGGUUUUGAUUGCCCAGAAACAAAGUGGAGGUAAAAUCAAACACAGAACCGUGUUGGAAGAAAUCACAUCAACGUAUGAUGACGUCGGUAUGAGAUGCGAAAGAGACGCCUUCGAUACGCUUUUCGAUCAUGCUCCUGAUAAGCUGACAGUUGUGAAAAAUUCACUCCUUACGUUUGUUAACAAACAUUUGAACAAAAUCAAUCUUGAAGUAACCGAAUUGGAAACCCAGUUUCACGACGGGGUUUACCUGACUUUGUUGAUGGGCCUUCUAGAAGGGUUUUUCGUGCCAUUUUAUUUCUUCCACUCGACGCCGCAGGAUUUCGAGCAGAAAGUUCACAAUGUCAAUUUCUCAUUUCAGCUUAUGCAAGAUGUCGGAUUGGUAAAACCAAAAGCCCGCCCUGAAGAUAUUGUCAACAAAGAUAUGAAGUCUACUCUACGGGUUUUGUACAAUCUGUUCACCAAAUAUAAAAACAUCAGUUGUUAAUAAAAAUAUUUUUAAAAACUAUUAAGCUAAUCAACUAAAUACAAAGAUAAUAUGUAUUUAUUAAUUUUAUUAAAACAAUGUAAAUUAUAUUUUAAAAGUAAAAACUGCCUAUUGUAAAAACAAAAAAA
Cimex lectularius (bed bug) is the source of this 1260-nucleotide messenger RNA. RefSeq names its product beta-parvin (gene parvin). The transcript is spliced from 8 exons. Gene Ontology annotation, molecular function: actin binding. NCBI's taxonomy places the organism in Eukaryota, Metazoa, Arthropoda, Insecta, Hemiptera, Cimicidae. Gene Ontology annotation, biological process: cell projection assembly; establishment or maintenance of cell polarity; substrate adhesion-dependent cell spreading. The record is from RefSeq and is a predicted model, not a curated record. Bases 29 to 1132 code for a protein of 367 amino acids. Gene Ontology annotation, cellular component: cytoplasm; focal adhesion; actin cytoskeleton.